Messenger RNA from Triticum dicoccoides, 1430 nucleotides. RefSeq names its product serine protease HTRA3-like. The transcript has 10 exons. The record is from RefSeq and is a predicted model, not a curated record. The coding region runs from base 1 to 1212 and encodes 403 amino acids. Lineage: Eukaryota; Viridiplantae; Streptophyta; Magnoliopsida; Poales; Poaceae. Gene Ontology annotation, molecular function: protein binding.
AUGCGCUUGGUGAAUACAUUUGAGCUCUGCUUUGGAAAUUUAGAUGGCUACAGUGAAGAGCAAACCAGCAUUAAGUUGCUUGCUUUGAGCCUAUGCCAGUCCAUUGUUUCACUUGCUGCUUUUAAGGGUAAAACUAGACAGUUUACAUGCACAGGCACAAUCAUACAGCACACAACAUCCAGCAUGAGCAUUCUAACCUCUGCUAGCUUGAUUAGAUCCCCUGAAGAUGAAAGUAAGAUACUUGAUAAACUGGAGAUUAAGGUGCGCCUGCCCAAUGGCAAGCUUGUUGUAGGAAAACUGUGGAAAUAUAAUUUUUAUUAUAAUAUUGCUGUUGUGAACACCAAGGCUUUUCCAGAACUUCGUGCAGCAUGCUUUCAUAAUGAGGUGACAGCUAAUGUCAAAUUCUCCCAAAGUAAACUGGUAGCUAUUGGACGAGUUUUUGAAUCUGGAGAACUAAUGGCUACAGGUGGGACACUGCUGUACAAAACUUGCAAAUUCGAUUGCCAGCAACUCAUGGCAUCUACUUGUAAGACCACAAAGGCUGGAAUUGGGGGCCCCAUUGUUGCUGCUGAUGGAAAAUUCAUAGGCAUGAGCUUUUAUUAUAAGGAUGGAGCUCCUUUCUUACCAAUCACUAUCCUCCAGAAAUGCUUAAAGCACUUCAAUGAAUUUGGGAGAGUUCUGCAGCCAUGGCAUGGUCUGAGGAUUGGAUCACUUCAAGCUGAAAAACUGUGUGUCCGUGAAGAAGUACAUGACAGCUUCCCCCAUGCACAUGGCAUUUACGUACAGAAGGUUGUGGGUGGAUCCCCGGCAGCAGAUUCUGGAAUCAAAGCUGGCGAUGUAAUUUCCAAGCUUGAUGACUUUUCGCUGUCCAAUGCACACAAGUUCCAUGAGCUGAUUUUGGACAAGGCAGAGAGUGCUUUACGACAUGGUGAAGGAAUGCAUUUUACGGUAUCUGUCCUAAGGCCAAGCAGUGGUUUUCAGUUCUGUGCAACUAUCAGUGCUGAAGUUAUCGACACAAGCAAACAAAACAUGAGCAAUCAAAACAAGAGCAAGGAAAACAGUGUUAGAUGGCCGGUACCCAAGACGAAGUGGCUAUAUCCAGAUGACGUACGUGAUGCUGAUAUGAUGCCCCUUGUUCGGAAGUGUCGUCGACCUGGCUAUAUAUAUGAAGCCCCCUUGACCACUGACUUAUCUAGAUACACAAGGCUCUGAUGAAUAAUCAAGUUGAGCAAUCUUGUAGGGCUAGUCAAGAGGAGUUUGGCAUUCUUAGGGAACCCUAUGUGAACGUUUUUGUUUUCUGAUCCAUAUUUGGCGAAUAAACGGCAUGUUACCCACCUGUAUGUUUGAUUGUUUUAAUGCGUGUAUGAAAAUUACUAAGAUGGGGUCGUGAGAUGUAAAGACAAAGUGCUUGUUUUUGGCAUGUUGUGAUA